AUGUCUUCCAUUCAAAGUGGCAAUUAUACUCUGUCUCGAAAUCGAUCGACGGAUGAUUCUAUCGUUGCUGUUCAAGUUAAAUUGACAGAUAGUUGUUUAAAUGCUUUGGACAGUUAUAUCAAGUUCGCAUUGAAAUUAAAUGAAGAUCACCCAACGUUAUCAUGUGAUGGCAAGACUGGGAGAAUUUUCAUACCGGAUAAAAAUGGAGGCAGAGACUUUCAGUUCUCUUGUACAACCUUACCGGAAGAUCGGGGUCCCUUUGAAUGCUAUUCUAUGCACCAAUCUCAUUCGGAUAAAAUGAUCUAUGAAGGGAGUAUCACUACCAGGAUGUCCAUUCAAGCUACUGAUGAAAUUUACGCCAAGACAAAAAUCAAAAUGGAGAAAGCGGAAGAAGAACGCAAAGAAUCACGGGCCAAGUUGGUCAAUCCAGUCAGUAAAGCUACGAAAGGUGGGCGCAAUAAAUCCAAGCCAGUUCUACUUCGCCCAACUCGUACAAUUCCUGCCAGUAAACCACUUUUGCCUUCACGGUCGACAAAUUACGUUACUACAUCGAGCAAUAAGCCUUAUAAAGAUCGAGUUAUUCAUUAUUUAGCGAUCCAGCCUCUCAACAAAUUAGAACUUCUCACUAGAUUACAUAAAGAUGGACGAGCCAACAAGAAAGAUACAAAUAGACUAGGUAGCAUCUUGAAAGAGGUUGCCGUUAUGAAAAAUAAUAAAUUUUAUCUACAUAAACACUUGUACUCCGAAGUGCAGGUGGAUAAGUUUUCCUCCUAUACGGAAAAUGAUAAGCGCUUAGUUGCUUUAAAUAUUUCUAAGUAUUGCUCCAAUGCUUUACGUGACAAUGUAAAUAUAUCCCAGUCGUCAUCGAAUGCUAGACGUACCGACGCAAAGCAAGAAAAACAUAAACCUAGCCCGAAAAAAUCAGUCUCUACAAAUCCUCCUUCAGGGUCGGAUAAAAAGUGGCCCCAUGGUGACGCGCAGCCUGCAACGUCCAUUAAGAAAACGAAGAGAAAUAUCCACGAAACGGAAUUUGAAAAGACUGUAAAGCAGCCAGAAAAGAGAUCAAAACUUGAAAACUUAAACUCAAUUAUUAGCGCUGUAAAUGAUAAAGCGGGCGAAAUCGAUUAUCUGGCGAUGUAUCCAACCAUAACUGCUAUGGCAGAGAGAGAUCGCUAUAAACGCAUUUUUAACAAAGAUUAUACAGAAUAUACAAAGCUUAAAGAAAGGAAAUUACCGAUGAAGUUUUAA
Molecule: messenger RNA, 1248 nt
Organism: Trichoplax adhaerens
Lineage: Eukaryota; Metazoa; Placozoa; Uniplacotomia; Trichoplacea; Trichoplacidae
Exons: 14
Coding region: 1-1248 (415 amino acids)
Biological process (GO): transcription elongation by RNA polymerase II; positive regulation of transcription elongation by RNA polymerase II; snRNA transcription by RNA polymerase II
Cellular component (GO): transcription elongation factor complex
Molecular function (GO): cis-regulatory region sequence-specific DNA binding
Source: RefSeq, a predicted model, not a curated record